AUCACAUCCUGGCGGUUAAUACAAUGUUACCAGCGUAACUCUCUACUACGAUAGUCUAAGAACUAAUAUAAUAGCAUUUCAAUGUGUCCGACAUAGAACAAAAUCAAAGCCAUACUUCUCGAAACAUCAUACGUAAAACCUCUACCUUUAUCACCGCAGCCUGCCUAACUCCUUCAAUAUCACAUUCUUGGCUUUGUUAUUGCCUUCAUCAUGUCGUACACUGUGUACCUAAGGGAAAAUAUUGGCGCAGCGCGAAACCACCACGUCAUCUUCGUCCAAACGGAGUCAGACGGAGCCGGAUACGUCUUCCAGGUUACCGGGAACAUCCAACAAGGAAUGGCAUUCGACCACAAGUGGGCCAAAAAAUUUGAAGAAUCAGAGACAUGUAUUGGCCAGCAGGAAAUUGGUACGGUUACCGAAGCCAAUUUUGAUAGAAUUCAGUCUAUAGUCGAGACACUCCCACCUCCACCGAAACAAUUCAAUGGACCGACGCGCAUCGAUCCAAGUAUACCACUCCGACGCUGCCAGGAAUGGACUGCUGAUGCGAUUCAACUGUUGAGAGAUGCAGGCGUCUUGGAGAGUUAGGUUGCUUAAUGACGGGUGGUAGCGAUGGGCCUCAAUUUCUGGAUAAAUAGUUACGCGCCGCAUAUCAUGUGUAUGGACUUAUUCGAAU
Lindgomyces ingoldianus is the source of this 673-nucleotide messenger RNA. RefSeq lists its product as uncharacterized. The record is from RefSeq and is a predicted model, not a curated record. The coding region runs from base 211 to 585 and encodes 124 amino acids. The transcript has 2 exons. Lineage: Eukaryota; Fungi; Ascomycota; Dothideomycetes; Pleosporales; Lindgomycetaceae.